Molecule: messenger RNA, 3216 nt
Organism: Saprolegnia parasitica CBS 223.65
Lineage: Eukaryota; Oomycota; Saprolegniomycetes; Saprolegniales; Saprolegniaceae
Exons: 12
Coding region: 1-3216 (1071 amino acids)
Biological process (GO): apoptotic process; negative regulation of toll-like receptor 9 signaling pathway
Source: RefSeq, a predicted model, not a curated record
AUGGAGCCCAAGAGCCCGUCGGUGCGCCGCCCGCAGCUGGCGGCGCUGCUUCCGCCGGCGCAGCUGCUUACGUGCACGGUCAUCGUCAAGUCCAAGGAGAUUGUGCUCCAGUUUGAGCCGAGCGACUACGUCCAGACGCUCGUGCACGCGGCGCAGAAGCGGUUCGCGUCCGAGCAUGGCGGCGACCCCACCCAGAUCAUUGGCCUUCGCCACCGGCGCUCCAACCGCGAUCUCUACUACUUUAACCCUGCCGGCGAUGACAUUGCCAACGGAGACGUGCUCGAAGCACGGCCGUACACAGCUGCCCCGCCGUCCGUGAGCGAGCGCGCCAUGUCCAUGGCGUCGCUCAUGCAUGGCAGUAUGAAGGAAAAGCUGUCGCGCUGCGGGCUCUUCUCGGUCGUCGUCCUCCGCGCCGUCGGCUACGACGAGGCGACGCUGCAGCGCCAUCUCGCGGUCUCGGUCCAAUUGCAGCCGUAUGCGCGCAUCAGCACCACCCAUGGCAGUACCUCGGGGCGCUGGGACACGAUCAUGAAGCUCAAGCACACGGACGGCGCGCUCCGAACGCUCGUGCUGGACGUGAGCGUGCAUAUUCUGGACGCUCCGACGCCGGCGCUGGGGCACGUGCGCAUCCCCGUCUCCGGCGCGAUCGUCGCUGCCGGUGUGACGACCGAGGAGUGGGUACCGCUCGAGUCUCUAAGCGGCAACGCCGACGACGACGGAUCGGCGCCCAAGCUACUGCUCUCGUACUGCUUUCACCCGACGGUGAGCGACCUGCCAUUGAAUGCCGCCAAGGUGCGUCCGUCGGCCUCGCUCUUGCAAGCGCGGGGACCGACCAAGAAAGCCAAACCGGUGCCGGCACCCGACGCAAUGGCCAAGCCGGCGCCGCGCGGCCAUCUCUCGGUGCACAUCAAGGGCCUGCACAUCUGCGGGCCGCAGUGCUCCAAGCUCGACGGCCACUCGCUCGCCUACGUCCCGGACUUUGACCCGGUCUUGAGCGUUGCGUUCGAAGAGAACGUCAAGGAGAUCUACGUGCACGCGCCAGACGGCAUGGCGGUCGUGUACAAGAAGCGCUUCAGCGUCAACAGCAUCCACUCGGAGCUGCGCCUCGACGUCCUCCGGCCCAUGGCGCUCGCCGCCACGCCCAACCUCACCAAGCUCCAGAGCGGCAAACAAGCGGUGCGGUAUGGCAGUCUCUCGCUCGGGACGUUCGAGAUCCUCCAGCGCGCCGGCGCGCGGCGCCAUGUGUGGUCUCCGCCGCCGCCGAUGCUUGGGCCCGGCCGGCAGCCGCCAGCGCCGCACUUUGAGUGGGUCGUGCUGCGCCAAGGCGACGACGACGUCGGUCUCGUCCAGCUACAAGUCGAGUACAUCGAGAACCUCCGCGCGAUCGUGUCGCCCGAAUUGCACGAGGACGCGACGUUCGUGCGCCCGGAUGAAGUCGAGUUCAAAGGCGACAUAAUCAAGCGCAACAUCGAGCGCCUCGACCUCCUCUUCAGCGUCGCCCAGAGCGCCAAGCUGCAGAUCCGCGAGAUCCUCGAGUGGCGGAAUCCGCUGCUCACGCUGAGUCUCUGGGUCGGCUCGACACUCGGCGUGCUCUACUUUCCGACAUCGCACUGCCCGCUUGUGCUUCUACUUGCUGUGGCAGCGCUCUUGGUGGUCAACUAUGUACGCUACGCGCGCGGCGGCAUCCAAAAGACGUGGACCGAGUACGACCCCGAUGAGAUUCAAAUGAAGCUCUUCCGAUCGAUCGCGACGCUCCAUGUCGUGCCCCGGUGCGCGGCCAACUUGAUCGAAGCCAAGUGGAGCGAGAUGAAGCAAAAGGACGCGCUGCGGCCGCUGGAUACGCAUGUCGAGCUCUACUACGAGCCGCACUUUAAGGAGCUGCCUCCGCGGCUCAUUGCGCGCACCAACUCGGUGCUGGGCAGUCGCAGCCCCGAGUAUGGCCGCGACGACGCCGGGGACAUUUGUCUUCUCAACAACAAUUGGUUCAAGGAGCUGUUCACGCAUUUGAGUCCGCACGCCAAAGACGCCGUCCUCCACGACGUCGAGGAAGCGUGGAAGCGCGACGACGGAUCCGUGGACCAGCACGCCUUCAAGUACCCGAUCCUGCAGCCCGUGCGCACCAACCCGAUCACGGAGCUCGAGGAACUCGUGCCAUGGGAGGCCUGCCCUGGCAUCCUCCGUCUCGAUGUUGUGCAGGAGAAUGCGAUGACGAGCCGCAAGCUCCUCGGCCAAGUGCGGUACCCGAUCAAGGACCUCGUGACGAGCAGUCGCAUUGGUGGACCCCAAGUCGAGGUCGAGCGGGCGUUGCCGCUGCUCAAUACGCCCUUGACAGACGUCGAAGGCGACGACGUUCCGACGUUAACGGUGCGCGUCCAGCUCACGCUCCGGGACCCAACGAAGCCCGUGAGCUGGAAGGAGCGGCUCGCGAGCGAAGCGUUGUACUCGGUCAUGGAGAUCGAGAACGCCAAGUCGCUCUCGUUUGUGGAGAAGUACCACAUGGCGCGCAACGUGGCGCGGACCAUCCAGCACGAGAUCGGGAAAGUGUGCGACCUCCUCGAGAAGAUCAAGAACGUGUUCCUGUGGACGCACCCGCGCAAGACGGCGCUCGUGCUGCUCGUGGUCGUGCUUGGCAUUAUCGUCACGUACAUCGUCCCGGCCAAGUACUUUGUCGUGUACCAGAUCACGCGCAAGUUUACCAACCGGUUUCAUCGGCUCUGCGACCGCCGGCUCAUUGACGGCGACGUGAUUCGCAUCUGGAACUUCAUUGCGACGUUUCCGAGCGACAUGGAUGAACAAAAGAUGUUUCGGUUUGAAAAUCAAGCGUAUUUGCGCGAGAAGGAGCAUUCGUCGGCGCAGGCCAAGCUCCAAGCCGACUGGGCAGGGUACAUCUGGAAGCGGGGCGAAAACCUCUUUGUGGGCUGGGCCCACCGGUAUGCCGCGAUCCGCAACGGCAAGCUCGAGUACUGGAGCACGAUGGACGACGCCAAGCACGGGGUGCCGCCCAAAGGCCACAUUUUGCUCUCGUCGACCAUUGAAAAAUGCACGAAAACCGAGUUGGCGUCGGCGCCCAAGGACACGUACCCCGUCGCGAUCUUCAACGUUCAUCGCCGUCACCUCCUGGAUGCCCCCGACGGCCGCCGCCGCGUGAUUGCCGUCACGACCGAAGUCGACCUCCACGACCUCAUUCGCGCCAUUCGCGCCAUCUCGGACGCGUAA